AUGAAAUUUAUUAUAUUACUAGUAUUCACAUUUUGUGUGAAUGCUUUAAUGUUGAGAAGUGUAAAAGACAAAAUUACAGAAGGAGUAAUUUAGGUAAUUUAAUGAUUAUAUAUAUACAAGUAAAUAAGAGAAUAAAUAAAGAAUCCCUAAAGCUAAUAUUACCAUUCAGCUUAUAAUAGAUUAGCAUAUUAUGUAGAUACAUUUGGUCCAAGAUUAUGGGGAUCUGAGAAUAUGGCUGAUGCAGUAGAUGCACUCUAUAAAGAUAUUGAGAAAAUGGGAUUUGAUAGAGUAUGGAAAGAGAAUUUGGGUGAGAUCACAUCUUGGAUGAGAGGAGAAGAAAGUGUUACAUUAUUCGAGCCAAGAUAAAUUCCUUAGAAAUUGAACAUGAUUGGUCUUGGAUGGACACCUGCUGGAGUUGUGAAGGGUGAAGUUGAAGUUGUUCAUUCAUUUGAAGAAUUGAAAGAGAAGGAUGUGAAAGGAAAGAUUGUAUGUUUCAAUUUUGAAUGGAAUGGAUAUGGAUCAGCUAUAGCAUUCAGAUUUGCAGGACCUGUAUUAGCAGAAAAAGCAGGAGCCAUUGGUACAAUGAUUAGAAGUGUGGCCAGCGUUUCAAUUGCAUCACCACAUACGGUAUAUAUAUUUUUUUUAAUUUUAAAAGGGAAUGACGGAUUAUGAAAAUAUUAAAUACCCUGCAGUUGCAAUUACUGUUGAAGAUGCUGAUAUGUUAGACAGAAUGAAAAAAAGAGGUUAAAAGGUUGUUGUGGAGAUCAAAACAGGAGGAUAGUAAUAUAAAACAACAAGUGACAAUGUCUUUGCAGAAAUCAAAGGAUAUAAAUAUCCAGAUGAAAUUUUAUUAAUGGGUGGCCAUUGGGAUUCAUGGGAUGUUGGAUCAUAGACAGGAGCUAAUGAUGAUGGAGGUGGUGUUAUUGUUUGUUUAGAAGCAUUGAGAAUCUUAAAUUCAUUAGGAAUUAAACCAAAGAGAACUAUAAGAUUUAUUGCUUGGAGUGGUGAAGAGAUGGGUUAAAACAAUAAUGGAGCAUUUCAUUAUGCUCGUAAUCAUGGUAAAGAUAAUCACAUCAUUGCAUUCGAAUCAGAUUUAGGAUCAACAAAACCAUAUGGAUUUGGAAUUACAGCUGGAUAAUAAUUUACGUAAUUUCUAAUUAUAUUCAUAGUUAAUUAGUUACAUAUUUGGCUUAAGAAUAUUUAACUGGUAUUGGAGCUGAACGCAUUUACCCAAAUGAUGGUGAAUCUGUUGACAGUGGUAUAUUGGCUGAUUUUACUGGAACUCCUAUGUUAAAUAAUAGAAUUGCAGAUAAUGAAAAUCAUGAUUUCUAUUUCACUUAUCAUCAUACUGCUGGUGAUUCUAUGUGGAUGAUGAAUCCAGAAGAUAUGGAUGAUAAUGUUGUUGCUAUAGCUAGUAUCAUGUAUUUAAUUGCUGAUUAUGAUGGACCUAUUCCAAAAGAUUGA
Messenger RNA from Paramecium pentaurelia, 1464 nucleotides. The record is from the annotation of a GenBank genome assembly. Lineage: Eukaryota; Ciliophora; Oligohymenophorea; Peniculida; Parameciidae.